Xylaria bambusicola is the source of this 2740-nucleotide messenger RNA. Its product is annotated as Calreticulin family-domain-containing protein. Bases 352 to 2112 code for a protein of 586 amino acids. Gene Ontology annotation, molecular function: calcium ion binding. Gene Ontology annotation, cellular component: endoplasmic reticulum membrane; endoplasmic reticulum. Gene Ontology annotation, biological process: protein folding. The transcript has 4 exons. Lineage: Eukaryota; Fungi; Ascomycota; Sordariomycetes; Xylariales; Xylariaceae. The record is from RefSeq and is a predicted model, not a curated record.
CCCCAGCUGUCCCUCUCCCCCCCAAAAGGCCACGUUGGUGUUCUCCUAGAAGCAAAAAGGUUCUAGCAACUUCGCGCAGAUAAUAAAUUCCAAUUGAUUGUCUCCUUCUCUCCGCUCGAUGUCUUUCUUCCUUUAGUCUUUCGUGGAGAAUCAUUUUUCUUCGUCGUCAGCUCUGGGAAUCCUUCAUCGUCGUUUCCCAUUCCCCUCGUCCUCCUCGUCUUGAUCUGAUCUCCCUUACCAUCGCCGGGUCGGCUGCCGUCGAUAACUAAAAGCUCUUUCGUGGACAGCUGUCUCUUUCUCCGCCAUUUGGCUUCUUCAUUGAUUCUAUAUAUAUUUUAUUCACUAGCAGUUAUGCAUCUCAACUCCGCUGUCGCUAUUGCCCUUCUGGCAGGCGGUGCCCAAGCCCAUGGCUUCCAUGGCAUGGGAGGCCCUCACGGUCACGCUGGCCAACACCACAUCCCAGGUGCUCCUGGUGCCGGUGGCGCUGCCGCGAAGCCAUCCACCUCGUAUACCAUGCCUGCCGUGAUGCCCACAUUCACUCCUACUACCGCCAAGGGCGAAUUCGUCGAGCAGUUCGGUAAUGGCUGGGAAUCUCGAUGGAAAGCCUCCCACGCCAAGAAGGACACCAAGGGCUCGGAAGAGGAAUGGGCCUACGUUGGCGAGUGGGCAGUUGAAGAGCCCUAUAUCUACAAUGGCCAGGUUGGCGACAAGUAUCUCGUCGCUAAGAACGCUGCCGCCCAUCACGCUAUCUCUGCCAAGUUCCCCAAGGCGAUUGACCCUAAGGACAAGACUCUUGUGGUCCAAUACGAGGUCAAGCUGCAGAAGGGUCUCGAAUGCGGUGGUGCCUACAUGAAGCUCUUGCGUGACAACAAGGCGCUUCAUCAAGAGGAGUUCAGCAACGCCUCUCCAUACGUCAUUAUGUUUGGUCCCGACAAGUGCGGCCACACCAACAAGGUUCACUUCAUUUUCAACCACAAGAACCCUAAGACUGGCGAAUACGAGGAGAAGCAUCUUUCUUCCCCUGCCCAGGCCGACAUUGACAAGUUCACUCACUUGUACACUUUGAUUGUCCAGCCCAACAACACCUUUACUGUACAAAAGGAUGGCGAGACCGUUCGUGAGGGCAGCCUCCUUGACCAGUUCUCACCAGCUGUCAACCCCCCAGAGGAGAUUGACGACCCUGAAGAUAAGAAGCCCGAGGACUGGGUUGACGAGGCACGUAUUCCUGACCCUGAGGCCAAGAAGCCAGAGGACUGGGAUGAGGAUGCGCCAUUCGAGAUUGUCGAUGAGGAAGCUGAAAAGCCUGAGGAUUGGCUCGAGAACGAGCCCACGACCGUUCCCGACCCCGAGGCCCAGAAGCCUGAAGAUUGGGAUGACGAAGAGGAUGGCGAUUGGGUUGCCCCUCUUGUGCCCAACCCCAAGUGCGCUGAGGUUUCUGGAUGUGGUUCUUGGACCAAGCCCAUGAAGAGCAACCCCGACUACAAGGGUCCCUGGAGUGCCCCGUACAUUGACAACCCUGACUACAAGGGAGUCUGGGCACCUCGCAAAAUUGCUAACCCUGACUACUUUGAAGACAAGACCCCUGCCAACUUUGAACCCAUUGGCGCUAUUGGCUUUGAGCUUUGGACAAUGCAAGCUGACGUGUCGUUCGACAACAUCUACAUUGGUCACUCCAUCGAUGAAGCCAAGAAGCUAGCCGACGAGACUUUCUUCGUCAAGCAACCCGUUGAGAAGGCUAUUGAACAGGCCGAGAAGCCCAAGGAUGCUGACAAGCCCAAGUCUCCAUCUGACCUCAAGUUCCUCGACGACCCUGUAACCUACGUCAAGGAGAAGCUCGACCUCUUCCUCACCAUUGCUGCCAAGGACCCCGUUGAAGCCAUCAAGUUCGUUCCUGAAGUUCCUACCGCUAUUGGCGGUCUUCUAGUCACCAUCCUUGCUCUUGCUGGUAUCCUCACAUCUGGAGGCAGCGCCCCAGCCCCCGUCAAGAAGGCGGCUGCUGAUGCUAAGGAGAAGGCCAAGGACGCCAAGGACAAGGCUGCUGAAGCUGUUUCUACUGGUGCCGAGAAUGUCAAGGCUGAGGUGAACAAGCGGGCUGGAAAGGGCUCAUCGUAAGGUGCGAGAUAGUUGGGUUAUGCAAGGAGUAAAAAUAAUUGCACCUCUACGUGGUUAGGGCUGGCCUGGAGAUGGCCAGGGCCUGUAAUACUAUACCACCAAGGAUAGGGUCUCUUUGUUGCAGUCGGUUACUUCGCAUGGCGUACGUGUGUAUUUACUUAUUCCCAAUAAAUUGGUCAAUUUAUAUAUCUAUGGAAAAUUUUGUGCAGUGAUUGAUUAUAGGGUUAUCUCAUGACGAAUUGGCUAGUUGUGACUAUCAUCAAUCUAGCUUCUAGAGUAGAGUAUAUGUCCCAGCACAUCUAUUGCCGAGGAUUUGAAUAGUCUCGUUUCAACUUGCCUGUUUGACUUGACACAAUCUAGCCAUGAAUGCGACCUGAGACAUAAAUGGGAGAUAGGAGUGCCUACUUAGUAGAUCGGGUUAACCAUGUAGAAGUAAGUUUAGCCUAUAGGGCGGAUGAAUGCUUAUCACGGAUUCCGUGGUUAAAGCUUAGAAGCCGUAUUAUAUUAUACUGCAGAGCUAGCUAUCUUUGGUUGCUUAAGUAUACUUUUGGUGGAUGGUAGACGUUGAAUUCGAUUACUUGCCAGUGUUAGUGUACGAUCGCACAUAUAAUUCACCGUGCGAGUGUCG